Messenger RNA from Mesocricetus auratus (golden hamster), 2247 nucleotides. RefSeq names its product chromosome unknown C14orf93 homolog (gene CUNH14orf93). The transcript has 6 exons. NCBI's taxonomy places the organism in Eukaryota, Metazoa, Chordata, Mammalia, Rodentia, Cricetidae. The coding region runs from base 1 to 1626 and encodes 541 amino acids. The record is from RefSeq and is a predicted model, not a curated record.
AUGUCCUUCAGUGCCACCAUUCUCUUCUCCCCUCCCAGUGGCAGUGAAGGCAGAUGCUGCUGCUGUACCUGUAAGAGUGAGACGAGCCAGGGCAGCUCGGGCUCUCAGGGUGGGAACCCUCCUGCCAGCACCCCUAUCACAGUGACAGGACACGGCCUGGCGGUGCAGAGCUCUGAACAGCUCCUGCAUAUUAUCUACCAGCGGGUGGACAAGGCGGUGGGUCUGGCUGAGGCCGCCCUGGGUCUUGCUCGGGCCAACAACGAGUUGUUAAAACAGCUCCAGGAGGAAGUGUGUGAGCUACGGCAGGGGAAAGUCUGCACCACUGAAGAAGAUGGGGAGAACCGGGCCCGCAGCCCACCACCCGAAGAGCCUGGACUGCUCAAGGGGAGCCCGGGGGAAGCCUGCAAGACUGUGUCUGCCAUGGAGGAGGAGUGUGACAGCGUGGGCAGCGGUGUGCAGGUGGUGAUUGAGGAGCUGAGGCAGCUGGGCGCAGCCUCCACCGUGGGGCAGGGGCCCUUGGGCUUCUUCGCGGCCCCCCAGAGAGAUCUGCGGCUCCCGGGAUGUGCUCUGGCUGCCGCAGAGGGGGCCCCUCUGCUCAACCCCAUGGCGGAUGAGUAUGUGGCCUCUGAGGGGGCAAUACAACGAGUGUUGGUCCCUGCCUAUGCCAAACAGCUUUCACCAGCCACACAGCUGGCUAUCCAGAGGGCAUCCUCAGAGACAGGACCAGAAAAUGGAACCAAGCUCCCCACAGCCCGCCCUGAGGACAUGCUUGGUUCGGUGGCACUGGACAAUGCCGUGGAUGAGUCCAGCCCUGGCGUCGCUGGGGAACUGAGCCGCUCGAUGGGAUUUAUUGGCUCCCCAUGCAGGAUUCGAGGGACUGGGCAGAAAAACUCCAGGCGCAAGCGAGAUCUGGUGCUCUCCAAACUGGUCCACAAUGUGCAUAACCACAUCACCAAUGACAAGAGAUUCAACGGAUCUGAAAGCAUUAAGUCCUCUUGGAAUAUUUCCGUAGUGAAAUUCCUUUUGGAAAAGCUCAAGCAGGAACUGAUGAGCAGUCCCCACAACUACACUGAUAAGGAGCUAAAGGGAGCCUGUGUGGCCUACUUCCUAACCAAGAGGCGGGAGUACCGCAACUCUCUUAACCCUUUCAAAGGCCUAAAGGAAAAGGAGGAGAAGAAACUUCGAAGUCGCCGAUACCGGCUCUUUGCCAACCGAUCCAGUAUCAUGAGGCAUUUUGGGCCCGAGGACCAGCAGCUGUGGAAGAACGUGACAGAAGAACUGAUGUCCGAUGAGGAGGACAGUCUUAAUGAGCCAGGUGUGUGGGUGGCCCGCUCUCCCCGAUUCCGGGCUCAGCGUCUCACAGAGCUCUGCUACCACCUGGACGCUAACUCAAAGCACGGCACCAAAGCCAACCGUGUGUACGGGCCUCCCUCAGACAGACUGCCGUCUGUGGAAGCCCAGCUCCUUCCACCCGAGCUUUACAAUCCCAAUUUCCAAGAGGAAGGAGGAGGAGGCAACGAGAAAGGACCAGCCUCUCCAUCCUUUGACCAGCCUCACAAGACGUCCUGUCCUGAUCUGAACUCAUUCAUUGAAAUCAAGGUGGAAAAGGAUGAAUAUAGUCUAUAACGAGGGUCGCUCUGCCCCGUCACUCUCCACAUCCCGGAAACCGGUGGCUCACAAUAAUGAGGGCCUCCUGCAGUCGGCAAAAGCAAAUCUGCUUCUCUUAACAUAGUGUCUACUUAAAGUGGAAGCUGGAGACUCUCGUGGGGUAGCAGAACUUAUGUAGAAGGCAGGGGAGUGCCUCUCCCGCGCGCCAGUGGCAAGCCAGAAAAUGCUUAUUCCUAAGCAUAAACAGUGCCUCGGAGGAGCCUGGGAUGAAAAGGGGGAUGGGUCAAAGAAACAUGAGGCCUUGAUACGUGUCCCUAUUUCUGUUCUUGCCCCCCAUUCACCCUCCCAUCCCUCCCUCCCUUCAUUGUACCCACAGCUCAGGAGAAACUGCGCUUGUGCUGCCCUGGAAGCAGAACAGACCAGUCCAGGGUAAUACUGCCCCCUGGUGGGACGUUUUAGUCAUGGGCUUUCUCUUCUUAGCAGGGGAACGUGGGCUUACUGGUAUUUGGAAUUAGGGUCUAGAUAUUGCUAGUUAUAGUUUGGAUUUUUUAAAUGAUGGCUAUUAUUUGUUGGAUUAUAUGAGAAAAUUUUAUUAUUCACAUAUUACAUGUGAGGAAAUUAAAGCUUAAACAUUUCUUA